Messenger RNA from Oenanthe melanoleuca, 5856 nucleotides. It is a transcript of the gene NOS2, whose product is annotated as nitric oxide synthase 2. The record is from RefSeq and is a predicted model, not a curated record. The transcript has 27 exons. NCBI's taxonomy places the organism in Eukaryota, Metazoa, Chordata, Aves, Passeriformes, Muscicapidae. Gene Ontology annotation, biological process: nitric oxide biosynthetic process. Gene Ontology annotation, molecular function: heme binding; calmodulin binding; nitric-oxide synthase activity. The coding region runs from base 864 to 4559 and encodes 1231 amino acids.
AACCUUUCUCUUGAAGUUGCUCACUCUUCCCACAGCCAUAGGUGGUGUAAAGGAGGGUGCCUGGAGACUGUCCACACAGGGGUAACUGUAAGAAGCCCUUCAGCAUUUAUUCCUUUCCAUCUUAACAGUGUGUGCAAGGCUGCAAGCAGUGUUCAGUGUGCUCCCCUGCCCUCUCCAGGGGCACAAGCAGGAAUCACGGCUGCAGACAGCAAGGGAAGGAAGGGAUGCUGGCAGCACCAUGAGCUGCCUCCCUCCCUCCCUCACAUCAUGUAACACUGCUCACUCAGCAGUCACACACCCUCCACUUCUCCAGCAACACAAAUCUGGGGAAUCCCCCUGAUUUCACUAUCCAUGGCCAGCCUUGCUUGGAGCUAUUUUGCAUACAUGGUCCUGCACUAUAAAAUGCUUUUGCCUCCCGGGAGGGAUACAGAGCCUGAGAGGUGGAAGGCAAGAAACUUUGACAGAGAGGAGCCUCUCCUGGCAGGGCUGGGACACCUCUCACAAGAGCACGGUAAGAAGCACCAUGUCCAGGUGCUCAUUCUGUCAUUCAUUUACUGCAGCUCACAGGUAAAGUACUGCAAUGGCAAACUGUAUCUUUUCUCUGUAUUAAGAGCAAAGUGUGGGACUCAGUCUCCUGCUCUAGUUCCAAGCUGUCCAGCCACUCAGAAAACUUUGUCCCUCCUUUCUGCUGAUGUGAAGGUUUGUGCUGUCCCAGGUAACACUGUCUGCUCUCCACAGAGCCACUGGUGCAGGGCACAAAGCACCUGCUGCUCCGAGUGCCACUGAAGGGAAAGAAGUGUUCCCACAUCACAUAAAACAAGGUUUCAGCACAGUGAAGUAAAACCACAAGAAGAGCAUACAAAAUGCUGUGCCCCUGGCAGUUUGUGUUCAAAUCUCACGCUGCCAAGAGCCGCUACCCCAGAGAGAAGGACAUCAACAACAACGUGGAGACAAAUAGGAAGAUCCAUGGCUCAGGAAAGGAUGAUGCCAAAUUGCACAGCCCAAGCAAGAAGCAGAUGGAGAGGCCACCUACCAUAAGUUCAGCAAAGCCCAGUGAGGGAGGAGAGAAUCUCCCUUCAAAUCACAUCAAAGUUUCAAACCAAAUAUCAGGAUGUCCAAGACAUGUAAAAGUAAAAAACUUGGAAAAUGGAUCCAGCUUUCUUGACACUCUACACCUGACUGCAAAAGAGGUUAUCAAUUGCCAGUCCAAAGCCUGCCAAGGGUCAAUCAUGACCCCAAAGGGCCUGGUGAGAGGUACCAGAGAUGGGCCAGUUCCACAAGAAGAUCUUUUACCUCAGGCAAUAGACUUCCUCAAGCAGUACUACAGUUCAUUUAAAGAGCCAAAACCCAAAGAGCAGCUGAGCAGGCUGGAAGUAGUGACCAAGGAGAUAGAAAGCACAGGAAGCUACCAGCUGACCAGGGAUGAGCUGACCUUUGCUGCCAAGCAGGCCUGGAGGAACGCGCCCAGGUGCAUCGGGAGGAUCCAGUGGUCCAACCUGCAGGUGUUUGAUGCACGGGACUGUAAAACAGCCAAGGAAAUGUUUGAGCAUAUCUGUUGUCAUAUCCAGUAUGCCACAAACAAUGGUAAUAUAAGGUCGGCCAUCACGGUGUUCCCGCAGAGGACGGACGGGCAGCACGAUUUCCGCGUGUGGAACAGCCAGCUCAUCCGCUACGCUGGCUACCAGCUGCCAGAUGGCUCUGUGCUCGGGGACCCUGCCACUCUGGAGUUCACACAGUUGUGCAUUGAGCUUGGGUGGAAGCCGAAAUAUGGACGCUUUGAUGUACUUCCACUUGUUCUCCAAGCAAAUGGCCAAGACCCAGAAAUAUUUGAAUUACCUCCAGAAAUUGUCCUCCAAGUGCCAAUGGAGCAUCCAAAGUACGAGUGGUUUAAGGAGCUGGAGCUGCAGUGGUAUGCCCUGCCUGCCGUGGCCAGCAUGCUGCUGGAGGUGGGAGGGCUGGAGUUCACUGCCUGUCCCUUCAACGGCUGGUACAUGGGCACAGAGAUCGGCGUGCGGGACUUCUGCGACACCCAGCGCUACAACAUCCUGCAGGAGGUAGGGAGGAGAAUGGGACUGGAAACAAACAAACUGUCAUCAUUAUGGAAGGACCGAGCUGUUGUAGAGAUCAAUGUGGCUGUGCUUCAUAGCUUCCAGAAGCAGAAUGUGACCAUCAUGGAUCACCACUCGGCCGCCGAGUCCUUCCUGAAGCACAUGCAGGGCGAGUACCGCGCGCGGGGCGGCUGCCCCGCAGACUGGCUCUGGAUCGUGCCGCCCAUGUCAGGCAGCAUCACCCCCGUCUUCCACCAGGAGAUGCUCAACUAUGUCCUCACUCCCUUCUAUUACUACCAGGUGGAUGCGUGGAAGACACAUGUGUGGCAUGAUGAGACACGGAGGCCAAGGAAAAAACAAAUAAAGUUUAGCAUCUUGGCAAAGGCUGUGCUCUUUGCAUCCUCACUCAUGCGAGGAGCAGUGGCCACCAGGGCCAAGGUCACCGUGAUCUACGCGACCGAGACGGGCAAGUCAGAGACUCUCGCCCACGAGCUGUGCAGCCUGUUCAACUGUGCCUUCAGCACUCAGAUUCUGUGCAUGGAUGAGUACAACAUUUGUGACCUGGAAAAAGAAACACUUCUCUUAGUGGUUACUAGCACUUUUGGAAAUGGAGAUUCUCCAGGUAACGGAAAGACCUUGAAGGACUCCUUGCUCGGACUGAAACUGCUGAGAAAUAAAAUUAGAUAUGCAGUGUUUGGUCUGGGGUCCAGCAUGUACCCAGAGUUCUGUGCCUUUGCUCAUGCCAUUGACCAGAAGCUGGCCCAGCUCGGGGCUUCCCAGCUUGCUCCAGUGGGUGAAGGGGAUGAACUCAGUGGGCAGGAAGCAGCUUUCCACAGCUGGGCAGUCAGUGCUUUCAAGACUGCCUGUGACAUUUUUAAUGUCCGUGGGAGACACAGUAUUCAGUUGCCUGAGAUCUACACCUCUGAGGAGACCUGGGACCCUUCCAGUUACAGGCUAGUGCAUGACUCCCAGCCCAUGGACCUGGCUAAAGCUCUUGCAAGCAUUCAUGCCAAGAAUGUAAUUCCCAUGAAGCUGAAAUUCAGGCAGAAUCUUCAAAGUUUGAAGUCCAGCCGGGUUACCAUUCUGGUAAAACUUCACUGUGAGACUGAUCAGGAAGUGCACUACCUUCCUGGGGAGCACGUUGGGGUUUUCCCAGGCAACCAGCCAGAGUUAGUUCAUGGCAUUAUUGCACGUGUCAAGGAUGCCCCUCCAGCUGGUCAGACUGUCAGGCUUGAAACCUGCAUUGAUGGUGGACACUGGACAAGUCACAAGAAGAUUCCAGCCUGCACACUAUCUGAGGCUUUGACAUACUUGCUUGAUAUCACUACUCCACCCUCCCAACAGCUGCUGAAAAAACUCUCCCAGCUGGUGACAGCAGAAGGAGACAAGCAGAGGCUGGAGGUGUUGUGUCAGAGCACAGAAGAAUACAAUAAAUGGAAGUUUUACAACAGCCCAAACAUCCUAGAGGUGCUGAAGGAGUUCCCCUCUGCUGAGGUCUCCACAGCUUUCCUGCUGACUCAGCUGCCAUUUCUGAAGCCCAGGUAUUAUUCUGUCAGCUCCUCCUGUGACAUGACAGCCAGGGAGAUUCACCUGACAGUUGCAGUUGUAAACUACAGGACAAGAGAUGGAGAGGGGCCUUUGCACCACGGGGUCUGCAGCACGUGGCUGAACACAAUAAAGCUCAACGAGACCGUUCCCUGCUUCAUCCGCAGUGCUGAUGAGUUCCACCUCCCGGAGGAAGCAGCCACGCCCUGCAUUCUGAUCGGCGCGGGCACGGGCAUCGCUCCCUUCAGGAGCUUCUGGCUGCAGCGCCUCUACGACCUGGAGCACAGAGGGCUCAGAGCAGGGGACAUGACCUUGGUGUUUGGCUGCCGGCAGCCAGAGCUGGAUCACAUCUACAGAGAGGAAACUGAGGAGAUGAAGAGGAAGGGAGUCCUGAGAGACAUCUACACAGCUUACUCCAGACUGCCUGGACAAGAGAAAGUCUAUGUCCAGGACAUCCUGCAGAGGCAGCUGGAGGCCCGUGUGUGUGAGGUGCUGCAGGGCCAGCAGGGCCACGUGUUCGUGUGCGGGGACGUGCGCAUGGCGCGGGACGUGGCGCGGGCGCUGCGGGCGCUGCUGGCCCGGGGGCUGCGCCUCAGCCAGCAGCAGGCAGAGCAGUACCUGCAGCAGCUCAAGGUAGCUCUCAUCACAGCCACUCCUCCAUUCCCCUCAGCAGGCAGAGCAGUACCUGCAGCAGCUCAAGGUAGCUCUCAUCACAGCCACUCCUCCUUUCCCCUCAGCAGGCAGAGCAGUACCUGCAGCAGCUCAAGAGCCAAAAGCGAUACCAUGAAGAUAUAUUUGGGGCUGUGUUCCCAUAUGAAGUCAAAAGAUCUUUGCAACCCACCAGCUGAAGAACAAAUCCACUUGUGUUUUAGACAAUACUUGCACAUUUGUUGUUGUUUUCAAAAAACAAGGAGUCAAAUCCUUCUUCUUAUACUUGUUUUAUCAUACAUGUAUAUAGGAUUGUAGGAUUUGACUCAUAAACCUCAGCCUUAAUUAAGUAAAAUAUUAAAUAUAACUUUUAUUGCUAUUUAUUCUGACAUGCUUUUAAUACCUUAUCUUAAUAGUGAAAGUGCAAAUUAUUUUUAAUACUAUCUAUGCUAGUAUAAAUCUGGUGGUUUUUGUACAUACAAGGAAACUGUUUUGUACUAAGUUAACUAGAGCUGAAAUAUUUUUUUUCUUUUUUUUUAAUGUACUGUUUAUCUUUGUGACCUUAUUUAUAUCAGAUUGGUUUACUUGCAUAUUAUCCUCACUUGAAAGCAAGUGAAUGGAUGGUUGUGUUGCUGGGAGUUGUCUGGCCACGUGCCUGGAUCUGGAGCAAUGUUUGCAAAUGAGAUAAUAAUGUGCUGGUCCCAGGUGGCAACACCUGCUGCAUCCACCUCAGACGUGCUUAGCAGGUAGCAGUGGUGAAUUCUGCUUUGUGGGACUCAGGUACAUGAACCUCAGCUGGUGGUGGUGUUGUUACAGAGCCUAUAGCAGGAAGAUUCCAUAAAUUCCGAAGCACUUUUGGAUUCUGUGCUCUGGUUCACUUGAUUUGUUUGUAAUAAAAUCUGCCUUUAUACUGAGACAAAGUGUGUGGAUCAGUGAACCUCUUCUUGCCCUUGGCUCUGCAAAGGCAGAGGUUGUGGUGAGGUGGGUUUGGGCUCCAGCCAGCACUCCUGCCUGAGCUCAGGGCAGCUCCAGGAGCUGCAGCCUGUCUGGAUCAGUUUUGCAUUUUUGGUACUGCCAGGCAAGUGUGAGUUAGUGAGUUAGCUAGUGAGUGAGACUGGCUUGAAACUGCCCUUGUAUUUGCACUUGGGCUCUUUGUAGGCCUUGCAGUGACAUCACAACCACUUCCUUCUCUGAAAUUACCAGGGCUAUAUAAGCAUAUUAAAAAAGCUUAAGGUGAGAUUUUCCUGCCAUCCCUUGUCUCCAGGAGCUGAUGAAGGCAGAGUUGAGACUCAAAAGUCAGCAGUGCCAUGUGUGAGCAGUGUGUUUCAGGACAGCCUUGGCCUUGGAGCUGGAAGUGGGCUGGGUGACUGAGGUGGUUGUGCACCUUGCUGGGCUGGGACUGGACUGGGAGUUACAGAUCAACACUUUCUGAAACAAUUAAUAGCUUGUUUCAUUGACACUUAAACCGAGUUUUUAUAUGGCUUUAAGGGAACUCAGCAUCCAGAACAGCUGUGUGCCAGGGCACUGAGGUGCAGAUACAUCUUGCUCUUAGCCUGGUUCUGUUCCUGGUUUUGGGUGCUGGUAAAACCCCCAGGAUCUGGGCAGAACUGGGGCA